Rhopilema esculentum is the source of this 4193-nucleotide messenger RNA. Its product is annotated as maternal embryonic leucine zipper kinase. The record is from RefSeq and is a predicted model, not a curated record. Gene Ontology annotation, biological process: intracellular signal transduction; protein phosphorylation. Gene Ontology annotation, cellular component: cytoplasm. Lineage: Eukaryota; Metazoa; Cnidaria; Scyphozoa; Rhizostomeae; Rhizostomatidae. Gene Ontology annotation, molecular function: ATP binding; protein serine/threonine kinase activity.
GUACAACAGCAAAGUCUAGAGUAACAUGUAACAGUUCCAUUAUCGUGGGGCUCAGCUCACGGAAAAGCUUAACCCGUAUGAUACCAAAACAUUUAUCUGCUUAUUAUCUUCCCUUCGUAAAGGAGUACAAGGUGGUUUAAUCCGUCUUGUAUUUUUAUGUACAGAAAGAUGGGUGUUGAUUUUGAUUUAACCAGAAAGGAGGGGUGAUUUUUGAACUACCGCAAAUACAUGUCGCAAAUGCCUUUUCCCCUGAUUUUAACGGAGUAUAUUUUAUUUUAGAGACCAAAGAGUAUAGUAGCAUCAAACAUCAACAUUUCCAACUAUUUAAAGUUAUCAAUCAUUUUAGAGACAGAAAAAACGAAAAUGAGUUAUAUUGCAGUAUCCAGGUGUCUGUGGCGAAAAGGAGAGUGGGAUGAAGAACACUCAAUUUUCUUGGUCCUUCCUACGCUGUCCCUAGCUUUCUCUCUUCAGAGUUCGAACUUCCUUCUUUAGAGUUCGAACUUGUAUUUUUAUUGGAUUAAGAACUUCAAUAUUCAUAUAAAACCACUUAAGCCACGAAUUUCCAAAAAUAAAUGACUUUCUGUUUCACUUUUGAUAUCAAACUUCUUAAUAUCGUAAUGGUCUUCUGUCACCAAAGUUGAAUUCAUUGCGAUAAUUUCACGUUAUGAAAUCAUCCAGGCUUUUGGCAGCCAUCUAUUAAAAUUGUGUUUGUCUUUGGCUAGCAAAAACUUGAUUGUUUAUUUUUGGCUUUUCUGUAGUACGAGCUUGUUGAAUACGUGAGGCAGGAGAGAUGUCGUUCUCAAAAUCUGUUUUACCACGCCCCUCAUGGUAACAUCGAUAGUCGCUUCACCAUGCGUUCCUCAGCUGAAAGUAAGUACCAAUGAAAUAUUUCGCUCAUCGAGGAGACAUCGCCUGUGAAAGGCAAAAUAUAAUGUUACAUUGGACAGGUAUCGCGGAGCAUAUUACGAUCCAUUUCAAAAGGAAGAAGAGCCAGGCACCGCGCAGCCAUUGAGCUAGCAGGGGCUACAGCCCUUCCACUUUUUUGCGAUAAUUAAUAUAUGUUGGAAAACUUUUUGGAAAGUUUACGCAAUAUUGAAUAGUAUACUCCUAAAUAGAAGCAGUUCUUCUUGGCUUCAAAACAAUUUUAUCUAUUCUAUAGCUAUUGAUAUCUUCUCUGAAACAGACUGUUUAUUAAACCCCAGUAGAGAUGAGCCAGUAUUUUCUAAAAGGGGCGUUUCCCGGCGUUUUAGAGAGCAUGGCCUCAAAACAAUUUUCGGUUAUGCCUUUUUCAGCCCUCCCACAUUUAGACCGGUGCGCGGUCCUGAGAAGAGCCCUUUCAAGUUGUAGCGGUAGCACAAUAGAUCGCAUGAAAUAAUGCACAAUUUUAUGCAAGUUCUGGUAUUUUCAAGAAAAAUUCAUACGUUCUGCUCUUCAUUCAUACAUUAACCUCGAACUAAAUAUUUUGCAUUCAUUGCUAACAUUUUAUUUACAAGUGCAGUUGCGGACUUGGCCUGCUGAAGAGACGAGACGACGCUAGAGGCUAACUAAUAGGAUUUUUGAACACAAACCCCCUUGUUUGCCCCUUGUUUGCCCCUUUGGCCACCAGUAACGCCAUCCUUUCCUGGACACUCAUUUAUGGUGGCCACACAAAUCGAAAACGAAAUCCCUCUCACUGGCGUGUUGUUGUACUAGCGGAAGUAGAGUCAUCAGUUCACAUGUCAAUAGUGUUGUGUCAACGUUGCCUUUCUUCGAAGAUGAUGUCCACGCGGAAAUUGGUUCAGCAAUAAAUCCUGGGUACAAUUCAAACGCCCAGUGAGAAAAGAGUCAAAAUGUCUGUGAGGUCAGAGGAAGAUGAGGACGAAGAAAUUUAUUUCCCUGAAGAGCUUGAUGAAUUUUACGAAAAUAAGUACACGAAACUUGGAUCAGGUGCAUUUUCCAAAGUUCUUCUUGCUGAGCACCGCGGGACACAAGAAAUGGUUGCUGUCAAAGUUAUGAGCAAAGAGAAACUAAAGAAAAAGAACAACCUUCAUCGAUUUAAGUGCGAAGUAGAUGCUCUAAAAAUUCUCGUGCACCAAAACAUAUGCCAGCUAUUUCAAGUUGUUGAAAGUGAUGGGUACAUUUCAUUGGUGAUGGAGCAUUGCCCUGGUGGAGAGUUGUUUGAUUACAUCGUUUCAAAGAAAAAGCUACCGGAAAGCGAAGCACGGAUUCUCUUUCGACAAAUUUUGUCAGCAGUUGCAUUUACUCACGAGCAUGGCAUUGCCCAUAGAGAUAUCAAGCCAGAGAAUAUGUUGUUGAAUAACGAAAAGUCAAUUAAGAUGAUCGACUUUGGUCUGUCUGUGAAACCAGUAAGUGGUCUAGGGGUACCACUUUUGACAAGGGUUGGCUCACCAGCUUAUGCAGCUCCUGAGCUAGUAUCUGGAGAGCUUUAUUACGGAAACCAGACUGACGUUUGGAGCCUUGGAGUUGCACUGUACGCCAUUCUUUGCGGUCGAUUGCCUUUUGAUGAAGAUACAACAGAAGAGCUGUACGAGGAAAUCAAGAAAGGAGAAUACUUCAAACCAAAGCAUCUAAGCAAAGGCAGCGCUAAGCUGAUCAGCAAAAUGCUUGAGGUAAAUCCAAAAAAGAGGAUAACAGUACCUGAGCUGCUCGAAGACGACUGGGUUACAAAUGGAAAGGAGCUGGAACGAGUGACGUCAGAAAGUAGCCUACCAGUGUCAUCGGUCGAUGAGAAGCUGGCAGAGCAGGUGGCAACUGCACUUGGUAUCAGUUUGGAAAAUGUAACCAAAAUUAUUGAAAAGAAAGAGUAUGACAACACAAUGGCGCAUUACUUAAUAUUGUCCAAAAAAAAGGAAGACGAUGUUCGAAAAUUUCAACUCAUUUACGGACUAAGCACGGAGAAUCUUGAGCAACUUCGUCUGCUUGGCCCGUCAAAUACAAAUCUAACAACACGACAAAGAUCCAAAACAGAGCAGCGUGGACUGUUUCGAAUGAUUGACGGCAUAGACACAGAAGAUGGCCGAUUUCUAGAUACUGAAGAAGUCAGUGGUUCAAAAAAAGGAAAAGGCCACUGGAGCCUACCAAGGAGGAAAAUCAGCUCACAGGAACCAAGCAGGACUCCUUUCUUGACUAUCAACGAGAGCCCACAAACACACACUUCACAAGAGCUAGAACGUCAUCAUCAAAACGAUUUAACUAAGUCAAGAUCAAUCACAAUUAAUGACUCGAAGUCAAGGUCAGGAAGUCGCUUAAACGAGCUUGUUUCAGCUGUUUUCAAACUGGAAGAAAAGCCGAGAAAAGUAAAGGGAUUUUAUCACAUGGGAAAUACAUCAACAAAAUACCCAGAAGAUGUCAGAAAGGAGUUGGCAAGAGUUCUUGAAAACCUUCCAUCCUAUUAUGAUAUAGCAAGCAUCACAAACCCCAAGAGAUUCCUUUUUCGUGUAAAAGCAUUGGACAGUGAAGGAAAGAAAAUGACGUGCGAAAUCGAAAUCUGUGCCAUACCCAAAGUGGAUAAUGUUGUGGGGAUUCGUAACAAAAGACUAAAUGGCAAUAUCUGGUUUUACAAACGACUUGUAGAAGAUGUAUUUACAGCGAUUAAAUUGUGAAUAAACUGUUCUAAGAAUUACUGUACUGUAUACCCAUUUGAUGAAUAGAUUUAGAUGUAGGUUUCUUAUCACAAUAGGUUUAUAAAAGAUCGGAAUUUGAAUGACUAGCAUCUUCAGUAUCAAUUUUACGCCGUUUUUGUUUAAACUCUGCCACUGGUUAAUCAAUGUCUAAAAAAUUUUCUUGAAAAUAUUUUGAAAUCUAUUCAAAACUGCAUCAAACAACCUUAGAAAUGAUGAAAUAGAUUUGAAAUUUGCUUUGGUAAGGAAAGAUCUUGGUCGAUCUUUUAGCAAGCUCAAAGCCAACAGCCUUGCCACAAUCAUAAUUUUCGUAUCACAUUUUUUAACGAAAGUCUCUUAAAAUUAAUUCUAGUGAGAGUCCUAUAAGAACUACUGCGAAAUGAUGAAGUUUAUGCGCAAAUACUUGCUGUACAGAGUGUUUUCGUACUACAUUCAGCAAAAUCACUUUUUUCAUAACUUUAUACGACAGCAUCAAUUCAUGUGUUUUGAUUUGGUAGUGACUGUUCUGAUUCAGUAGUAACAGUACUGAAUUCUUAUUUCACUAUGAAAUAUUAUACAUAAAAAGUACAAAAC